AUGUCAGUCAUCAAACAAGCUUUCUCCUCUCUCCUCUUGGUCCUCCUCCUGACGCACGCUCGUGACGCGCGCACGGCGGCGACGUCGUCCACGAUGGAGGACACGUGCAAGCGGUUCGCCGGCGGCGACCAGGCCGGGCACGACUACGACUUCUGCAUGAAGACGCUGGGAGCCGACCCGGAGAGCGCGAAUCUCGACGCGUACGACCUCGCCGUCGACGCAGUGUACAUGGCCAUGUCGGCCGCCAGGGCCACGGGCGCGCGUAUCGCCAGGCUGCAGCUCGCCGAGACGGUGCCGGCGCGGCGGGAGUGCCUGAACAAGUGCGCCGCUGAGUACGACGUGACCGUGCGCCGGCUCUCGGACGCCGGGAGCUACGCCUACGUUAGCGGCAGCGAGCACCUGCAGAAGGCGCAGACGUUGCUGGCGGAGACGCUGGGCGCUCCCCUGCGCUGCGACAGGGCGUUCACGGCCGCCGGCCAGAGGUCGCCGCUAUCCUCGACGGACUACGAGCUCAACGAGGCCAUUGGCUUGGCGCUCACCAUCCUGCCAGCGCCGCCGACGCCUAAGCCUUAA
This is a messenger RNA of Lolium rigidum, 573 nucleotides long. Its product is annotated as putative invertase inhibitor. The record is from RefSeq and is a predicted model, not a curated record. Bases 1 to 573 code for a protein of 190 amino acids. The transcript has a single exon. Lineage: Eukaryota; Viridiplantae; Streptophyta; Magnoliopsida; Poales; Poaceae. Gene Ontology annotation, molecular function: enzyme inhibitor activity.